Verticillium nonalfalfae is the source of this 3153-nucleotide messenger RNA. It is a transcript of the gene WDR3, whose product is annotated as Dip2/Utp12 protein. Gene Ontology annotation, biological process: mRNA processing; maturation of SSU-rRNA. Lineage: Eukaryota; Fungi; Ascomycota; Sordariomycetes; Glomerellales; Plectosphaerellaceae. The coding region runs from base 1 to 3153 and encodes 1050 amino acids. The record is from RefSeq and is a predicted model, not a curated record. Gene Ontology annotation, cellular component: small-subunit processome; Pwp2p-containing subcomplex of 90S preribosome. Gene Ontology annotation, molecular function: protein binding; snoRNA binding. The transcript is spliced from 6 exons.
AUGGUCAAGUCAUACUUGAAAUACGAACACACCAAGUCGUUCGGUGUUGUCGCAUCGAGUGCCUCGAACCUCGUAUGGACGUCCAAAGAUCGCAAUGGCACAGGCGCCGGACAGGUCGUCGUUGCCGCCAAUGAAGAAGUCUUGAGCUGGGACAUCAAGAAGGGAGAGUUGCUGAGUCGGUGGAGGGACGACAAAUGCACGCUGCCCGUCACUGCUAUUGCGCAAAGCAAAGCCGAUAAGGAUGUGUACGCCGUGGGCUACGAAGACGGCAGUAUUCGGCUCUGGGACAGCAAGAUUGCGACGGUCAUUGUCAACUUCCAGGGCCAUUCUUCUGCCAUAACACAUCUAGCCUUCGAUAAGGCUGGUGUCAGACUGGCCAGUGGAAGCAAAGACACAGAUGUCAUCAUUUGGGAUCUUGUCGCUGAAGUCGGCCAGUACAAGUUGAGAGGUCACAAGGAUCAAGUCACCGGUCUUCGAUUUGUUGAACCUGAGGCGCAACCCGAUGACGAGGAGGAUGUGCAAGCUAUGGCCCUUGACAGCGACAACGCCGAGGGCUAUCUUUUGACGACCGGCAAGGACUCCUUGAUUAAGCUUUGGGACCUGUCAUCGCGGCACUGUAUCGAAACGCACAUUGCCCAGUCCAACGGCGAGUGCUGGGCGCUAGGCUUGUCACCAGACUACAACGGAUGUGUGACUGCUGGAAACGACGGCGAACUGAAGGUCUGGUUCAUCGACACUGCCGGCCUGGCCUCGAUGAAGGGUCGUGUAGACGCCCCGCAGUCAGCAAACUUUGUGCAGGACCGCGGAACAUUGUUCCGCCAGAGCAAGGACAGGGCUACCGAAGUCGUUUUCCACCCAAAGCGCGACUACUUUGCGGUUCACGGCUCCGAGAAGUCGACUGAAGUCUGGCGCAUCCGAUCAGAGGCCGAGGUAAAGAAGUCUUUGGCACGCAAGAAGAAGAGGAGAAGAGAGAAGGCCAAAGAUGGAAAGACGGAGGAUGAAGAGAUGGGCGAUGCAGCCGAUGCCGCCGACGAUCUAUCUGGUGCCGAGGCCAGCGAUUACUUUGUCCAGUACGUGAUCGUACGAACUGGCGGCAAGGUCCGCUCGGUUGACUGGGCUGUCGGCAGCGGCAGCAAGUCCAUUCAACUCGUAGUCGGCACCACCAACAACCAGCUGGAGUACUACAGCAUUCCCACCAAAGAUUCUGGCAAGGCGAAGAAGGAGGACACUCCGGACUACACACGGUCUCUUUCCGUUGAUCUUCCAGGACACAGGACAGAUGUGCGCUCUGUGUCGCUGAGUUCUGACGACAAGAUGCUGGCUUCGGCGUCGAACGGUAGCCUCAAGAUUUGGAAUAUCAAGACACAGACAUGCAUUCGCACCUUCGAGUGCGGCUAUGCGUUGUGCUGUUCUUUCCUUCCAGGAGACAAGGUUGUAGUGGUUGGCACCAAGGGAGGCGAGUUGGAGCUUUUCGAUGUCGCCUCGGCCAGCCUUCUGGACAGCGUCACGGCCCACGAGGGUGCCAUCUGGUCUCUCCAGGUUCAUCCUGACGGCAAGUCCAUGGUGUCUGGCAGCGCAGACAAAACGGCGAAGUUCUGGAACUUCCAGAUUGUUCAGGAGGAGAUCUUGGGUACCACCCGCACAACACCCAAGCUGAAACUUGCCCAGUCGAGGAUACUGAAAGUUGCGGACGAUAUUCUCAGCCUCAAGUUUUCUCCCGACGCGAAGCUUCUGGCGGUUUCACUCCUUGACAGCACGGUGAAGGUCUUCUUUGUCGACAGUCUCAAGCUUUACCUCAACCUUUACGGUCACAAGCUCCCCGUGCUCAGUAUGGAUAUCUCAUACGACAGCAAGCUCAUCAUUACUAGUUCUGCCGACAAGAACAUCAGGAUAUGGGGCCUCGACUUUGGCGAUUGCCACAAGGCACUUUUUGGUCACCAAGACAGUAUCCUGCAAGUUGCCUUUGUCCCUCAUAAUUCAGAUGGCAACGGUCACCACUUCUUCAGCGCCAGCAAGGACCGGUGCAUCAAGUACUGGGAUGGCGACAAGUUUGAGCAGAUCCAGAGGCUCGACGGCCACCACGGCGAGGUUUGGGCAAUGGCCGUCAGCCACAGCGGCAGGACCCUCGUCAGCGCAGGACACGACAAGAGCAUCCGCGUGUGGGAUGAGACGGACGAGCAGAUCUUCCUCGAGGAAGAGCGCGAGAAGGAGCUGGAGGAGCUUUACGAGAGCACCCUCACGGGUUCGCUUGAGCGGGAUCCCGACGCGGAGGAUGCCAACGGCGAGGUGGGCGCGGCGACCAAGCAGACGGUCGAGACGCUCAUGGCGGGUGAGCGCAUCGCCGAAGCCCUUGAGCUGGGCAUGGCGGAUCUCAACCUGCUCAAGGAGUAUGAGCAGGCGAAGUUGACGAACCCGCAUGCGCAGCCACCACAGCGCAAUGUCAUCUUCGUUGCUCUCGGCAACAUCAGUGCCGAGACGCAUGUCAUGUCUGUGCUGCAGCGCAUCAAGGCAUCCGCACUCCAUGACGCGCUUCUUGUGCUGCCCUUCUCCACUGUCCCCAUGCUCUUUACCUUCCUCGACCUGUUCGCGCAGCGAUCAAUGAACAUGCCAUUGACCUGCCGCAUUCUGUUCUUCAUGCUCAAGACGCACCACAGACAGAUCGUGUCGAGCCGUACAAUGAGGACUAUGCUGGAUGGCAUACGGGCGAACCUGAGGGCGGCACUUAGGAAGCAGAAGAACGAGAUGGGCUACAACAUUGCCGCACUGAAGGUUGUCGGCAUGCAAUUGCAGGCGAAGAGUGUGAAGGACUAUGUUGACGAGACGUGGGAUGAGGAGAACGACAGCAAGGUUGACAAGAUGCUGUUCUUCAGCUUCUUCAAAACCCUCAUUGACCAUGAGGUCACCAUCGAGCUCAAGAACGACAUUCAGAUCCGCGGCACGCUCAAGAGCGUCGACCAGUACCUGAACAUCAAGCUCGAGGACAUUUCCGUCGUUGAGGAGCUGAAGUACCCGCACCUGAGUUCUGUCAAGAAUGUCUUCAUUCGUGGCUCGGUUGUGCGCUACGUUCAUCUUCCUGCUGCGUCUGUAGAUGUUCCGCUGCUGGAGGAUGCGACGCGGAGGGAAGCAGCUGCUCAACAGGCCAAGGCGAAAUAG